Triticum aestivum (bread wheat) is the source of this 1680-nucleotide messenger RNA. Its product is annotated as protein FAR1-RELATED SEQUENCE 4-like. The transcript is spliced from 5 exons. The record is from RefSeq and is a predicted model, not a curated record. Gene Ontology annotation, molecular function: zinc ion binding. NCBI's taxonomy places the organism in Eukaryota, Viridiplantae, Streptophyta, Magnoliopsida, Poales, Poaceae. The coding region runs from base 1 to 1680 and encodes 559 amino acids.
AUGACCUUUGAUACUGAGAAUGAGGUGCGAGAGUACUACAACAACUAUGCUAAAGCAAAGGGCUUUGGUGUGACAAGAAGAAGCUCAAACAAUGAUGAUAAUGGACAGCUGAAGUAUCUUACACUUUCGUGCUCUCGGUAUGGUAAGACUCAGUCCAGAUCAAGAAAUAUGUUGAAACCAAAUCCAACAACCGGGUUAGGAUGUAAAGCUAAAAUCAAUAUUACCCGUGGUCCUGAUGGGAAGUUUCAUCUUUCAACUGUCAUUUUAGAUCAUAAUCAUACAUUAAGUCCACACAAGUCUCGGUUAUUCAGAUGCAACCAAAAGUUAGACGUCCAUGUGAAGCGAAGGCUUGAGCUGAAUGACCGGGCUGGAAUUCGAGUAAACAAGAAUUUCAAUUCUUUUGUUGUGGAAGCAAAUGGUCAUGAGAACCUAACUUUUGGUGAGAAGAAUGCUCGCAAUUUUCUAGAGAAAACAAGAAGGUUGAAACUUGGCAGAGGUGAUGCUGAAGCGGUUCGUGAUUUUUUUGUCAAGAUGCAAUCUGACAACCCAAAUUUUGUCAGUGUCAUGGACCUUGAUGAUGAAUCUCGACUAAGGAAUGUCUUUUGGGCUGAUGCAAGAAGUAGAGCAGUGUAUGACUCUUUUCAUGAUGUCGUUAGUUUUGACACAACAUAUUUGACGAACAAAUAUGAUAUGCCUUUUGCUUGUUUUGUUGGAGUGAAUCAUCAUGGACAAUCAAUUUUGCUUGGAUGUGCUCUAUUAUCAAAUGAAGAUACCGAAACAUUUGUUUGGUUAUUUCAAGCAUGGCUCACAUGUAUUGAGGAAGAGUUUGAAGUUAAGUGUUCAUGUCGCCACUUUGAGUUCAGGGGGAUUCUCUGUAGGCAUGUGUUAUGUGUGCUCACUCACAAGAAAAUCAAGGAGGUUCCUCUACAAUACAUUCUUGAUCGGUGGAGAAAAAAUGUGAAAAGAAAACAUAACUUCAUCAGAUGCACAUAUGGCGGCAUGGAAAAUACUCCUGUUGCAAAUCCUUUUGAUAGAUUGUGCAACAGUUUCUACCCAGUUGCAGAGAUAGGCGCCAUGUCAGAUGAUUCAUGCAAUUCAUUGAUUGAAGAUCUUUGCACCUUGAAAAUUAAGUACUCUAGCAACUCAAGUUCUGAAAAUAAUAAGGAUCAGGUUAGUGCACCAAAAGAUCAAUUGCAGGAAGAGGCGCCUUCUGAUGGGAAGACAACAAGUAAAACUAUACUAAGUCCAAUAGCUGUUAGAUGUGCUGGACGUCCUCCUUCAUUGAGAAAAGAAUCCAAGGUUGAUAAGCUUAUUCGUCAAGCAAAUGAAAAGAAGAAGAAAGCUGAACUAAGGGAGAAGAAAAAGGCUGCACAAGAAGAGAAGAAGGCUGCACAAAAGGAAGCUGAACAAAAGGCUCGCUCCAUGAAUUUGAAAAAGAAAAUGUCCAAUAAAAAAAGGAAAUCAUCACAGGAUGAUAUUCUAGAACAAGAUGUUGUGGAACAAGAUGGCCAAACUUGUAGUAGCAUGGCUGAGAAAUCAUUUGACUUGGGCAUUAUCAAUGGCGACAUAAAUCCACCCCAAGGAUCAACUACAGUAUCACUUGGAGCUGCUGGUGAUGCUUACAGCUUUUGGAUAAUUCUGCUGGAUCCUGAAGAUGUUCACAGGGAGGGCACUAGCUGA